GCCCAAGGCCCGCAAAGCUUCGCAUCACACUGAGAUUAAGGUGGGAGAAACAGAACGCAAGAGGCGUCUACUGCUGCACUCCGCAAUUCCGGCGACUCCACCACCACCACCACCACCACCACAACCCGAGCAGCCAGUCCACACCGACCACCGCGAUGUCGAGGCGCGGGGACUGGGUCUACGAGAACAACGGCGGGACCUGCGUGGCCAUCGCCGGGGCCGACUACUGCGUCGUCGCCGCAGACACCCGCCUCUCCGUUGGAUACAGCAUCCUCACGCGCGACCACUCCAAGAUCUGCGAGCUGGCUGACAAAUGUGUACUAGCUUCCUCUGGCUUUCAAGGUGAUAUUAAGGCUCUGCACAAGAACCUAGCUGCCAGAGAACUGCUAUACCAGCACCAGCACAAUAAAAGGAUGAGUUGCCCCGCCAUGGCACAGCUCCUCUCCAAUACCCUGUACUACAAGCGAUUCUUCCCAUAUUACGCCUUCAAUGUGCUUGGCGGGCUUGACAGUGAAGGGAAAGGAUGCGUUUUCACUUAUGAUGCAGUUGGUUCCUAUGAGAGGACUGGAUACAGUGCGCAAGGAACAGGAUCUACUUUGAUCAUGCCAGUCUUGGACAACCAACUAAAAUCACCUAGUCCGCUAUUACUCCCUGCAAGAGAUGCUGUCACACCUUUGUCGGAGUCAGAGGCCGUCGAUCUAGUUAAGGAUGUUUUUGCAUCUGCAACUGAGAGAGACAUCUACACUGGUGAUAAGUUGGAGAUCGUGAUCAUUAACAAGGCUGGGACUAAGCGUGAGUACAUCGACCUGAGGAAGGACUAAGCCGACGCUUCAGUUGUGCUGCAGCUGCCAUUUGCUUCGAACGCCCCUUCUCUGGGAAUUUAUGUCUAAAGCUGUUACUUCAUAGAAACACUCGUGUUUGCUUGCUUCUGUGCUGUACCAGGAUUCAGUGAGCUUGUUUUGUUACAACAAUUUGCUACUUUGAUACUGAGGAGAUAUUUAUUGGCAGAAAGGCUAAUUGUUUGAGGUGCACCAUAA
This is a messenger RNA of Phragmites australis (common reed), 1037 nucleotides long. RefSeq names its product proteasome subunit beta type-1. Gene Ontology annotation, cellular component: proteasome core complex. The record is from RefSeq and is a predicted model, not a curated record. Lineage: Eukaryota; Viridiplantae; Streptophyta; Magnoliopsida; Poales; Poaceae. The coding region runs from base 156 to 821 and encodes 221 amino acids. The transcript is spliced from 7 exons.